Molecule: messenger RNA, 471 nt
Organism: Porites evermanni
Lineage: Eukaryota; Metazoa; Cnidaria; Anthozoa; Scleractinia; Poritidae
Source: the annotation of a GenBank genome assembly
AUGUCCGGGUGGGCGAGUAAUUCUAAAUAUGCUUUUUUGGGGGCGAUUCGGGCCGCUGCUCAAAUGAUUAGUUAUGAAGUUUCGAUUGGGUUGAUCCUUAUUUCGGUUCUAUUGUGUGUUGGCUCUUUAAGUGUUACUGAGAUCGUUUUAGCGCAAAAUAGUGGAAUUUGGUUUUUUUUUCCUUUAUUUCCUGUAACAAUAAUGUUUUUUGUUUCGGCUUUGGCGGAGACAAAUCGAGCCCCCUUUGAUUUAACAGAAGGAGAGUCGGAGUUAGUGUCGGGGUAUAACGUUGAGUACGCUUCAAUGUCUUUUGCUUUAUUUUUUCUUGCUGAAUAUGCUCAUAUUAUAUUGAUGAGUUGUUUAACAACUAUCUUUUUUUUGGGGGGUUGACUUUCUCCGGUAAAAUAUUUAAAAGGUGGGGCCGAGUGGUUUGGUCUAAAAGCUGCUUUUAUAAUUUUACUCUUUAUUUGA